This is a messenger RNA of Ilex paraguariensis (yerba mate), 645 nucleotides long. Lineage: Eukaryota; Viridiplantae; Streptophyta; Magnoliopsida; Aquifoliales; Aquifoliaceae. The record is from the annotation of a GenBank genome assembly.
AUGGAGAAAGCAGUUGAAGUAAAACUCAAUGCCAUUCAGAUGGUGUGUUUUUCCAGUUAUUUCCUGCCAGGGUAUGUUGCUCACAAAGAUGCAUCCGUGCCACAGAUUUGGCCACGAAAAGGAGAUCCCCCAACUCAAGCACCAUCGAAAAGGAAAAAGCUUGUCUUCUUUGCCGGAGAAAUGAACUCUCGAGUACGUAAAUAUCUUCUUCAAGAAUGGAGAAAUGUCACUGAGAUCUUUGUCCACCAAGGAAGGCUCAAAACACCUUACUCUGAAGCUCUUCUUGGCAGCAAGUACUGCAUCCAUGCCAAAGGCUUUGAGGUGAACACGGCUCGUAUCGGGGAUGCACUGUAUUAUGGAUGUGUUCCUGUCAUCUUGGCCGACUAUUAUGAUCUCCCAUAUGCAGAUAUAUUAAAUUGGGAGAGCUUCUCUCUGGUUGUUUCAACAGUAGAUAUCCCAUUGUUGAAGAAAAUAGUUGAAGAGAUAAGCUUUGAUCAGUAUUUGAGAUUACAGAGCAAUGUACUGAAGGUACAAAAACAUUUCCAGUGGCAUCAUUUUCCAGUUGAUUUUGACGCUUUUUACAUGGCUAUGUAUGAGCUAUGGCUCAGAAGGAGUUAUGUGAGACUCCCCUUGGGUGCUUUGUAG